Salvelinus namaycush (lake trout) is the source of this 2245-nucleotide messenger RNA. Its product is annotated as mitochondrial carnitine/acylcarnitine carrier protein-like. NCBI's taxonomy places the organism in Eukaryota, Metazoa, Chordata, Actinopteri, Salmoniformes, Salmonidae. The coding region runs from base 352 to 699 and encodes 115 amino acids. Gene Ontology annotation, molecular function: O-acyl-L-carnitine transmembrane transporter activity. Gene Ontology annotation, biological process: mitochondrial transport; carnitine transmembrane transport. Gene Ontology annotation, cellular component: mitochondrial envelope. The transcript has 5 exons. The record is from RefSeq and is a predicted model, not a curated record.
CCCUCUAGCUCCUACUCCCUAAUCCCUUCCCUCUAGCUCCUACUCCCUAACUACUCCCUAAUGGAUCUGACAGGAUUGGAUGUGUGUGUGUGUGUGUGUGUGUGUGUGUGUGUGUGUGUGUGUGUGUGUGUGUGUGUGUGUGUGUGUGUGUGUGUGUGUGUGUGUGUGUGUGUGUGUGUGUGUGUGUGUGUGUGUGUGUAGGUGCAGGCCAGCGGGGGCCAGCAGGCUGUACGGUAUGCAGGUCCUCUGGACUGUGCUCUCAAGCUGUAUAAAACACAAGGCAUCCGCUCCAUCUACAAAGGAACAACACUCACACUCAUCAGAGACGUGCCUUCUAAUGGUGCCUACUUCAUGGCUUAUGACUUCCUGAAACACAAAAUGACAGCUGAGGGUGAAAGUGUGUCCCAGCUCAGCACUCCAAAGAUCCUCCUUUGCGGUGGCAUAGCGGGCAUCUGUAACUGGGUUGUGGGACUUCCACCCGACGUACUCAAGACCAACUUCCAGACAGCUCCAGACGGGCGGUACAGGGGAACAGGUCUGGUCGAUGUACUGAGGGAGCUGCUUCGUGACGAGGGGCCCAGAGCACUCUAUAAAGGAUUCAACGCCGUGUUCCUCAGAGCCUUCCCUGCCAACGCGGCCUGUUUUCUAGGGUACGAAUUGGCGUUAGAGUGUCUAAAUUGGCUGGCUCCCACCUGGUGAAGUCUCCUGCUACGACCUUAAGAGGUUGUAACCUGUCAUGACCUGUCGUUGGACUCUUCAGACUGAACUCUUCUGUUGACCUCAAGGUUUCAUGCUUCCCAAAUGGCACACUAUUCCCUAUAUGGCGCACUACUUUUGCCGAGGGCCUGUAGGGAAUAGGGCUCUGGUCAGUUUUGCACUACAUAGGGAAAGUAAAGCACUAUAUAGAGAAUAGGGUAACGUUUUUUGUUGUUGUAUUUAACCUUUAUUUAACUAGUCAUGGUGUUUCAUGACAACAACAAUGUGAAUUAUGGUCCUCCUUCUUGUUAAUGUGGUUCUAAAAAAUGUUAUUCACUGAUGUUUCAGUUCGACAUCUUUCCCUGUUUCAGUUUGACAUCUUUCCCUGUUUCAGUUUGACAUCUUUCCCUGUUUCAGUUUGACAUCUUUCCCUGUUUCAGUUUGACAUCUUUCCCUGUUUCAGUUUGACAUCUUUCCCUGUUUCAGUUCGACAUCUUUCCCUGUUUCAGUUCGACAUCUUUCCCUGUUUGUUUGACAUCUUUCCCUGUUUCAAUUCGACAUCUUUCCCUGUUUCAAUUCGACAUCUUUCCCUGUUUCAGUUUGACAUCUUUCCCUGUUUCAGUUUGACAUCUUUCCCUGUUUCAGUUUGACAUCUUUCCCUGUUUCAGUUUGACAUCUUUCCCUGUUUGUUUGACAUCUUUCCCUGUUUCAGUUUGACAUCUUUCCCUGUUUCAGUUCGACAUCUUUCCCUGUUUGUUUGACAUCUUUCCCUGUUUCAGUUUGACAUCUUUCCCUGUUUCAGUUUGACAUCUUUCCCUGUUUGUUUGACAUCUUUCCCUGUUUCAGUUUGACAUCUUUCCCUGUUUGUUUGACAUCUUUCCCUGUUUCAGUUUGACAUCUUUCCCUGUUUGUUUGACAUCUUUCCCUGUUUCAGUUUGACAUCUUUCCCUGUUUCAGUUUGACAUCUUUCCCUGUUUCAGUUUGACAUCUUUCCCUGUUUCAGUUUGACAUCUUUCCCUGUUUCAGUUUGACAUCUUUCCCUGUUUCAGUUUGACAUCUUUCCCUGUUUCAGUUUGACAUCUUUCCCUGUUUCAGUUUGACAUCUUUUCCUGUUUCAGUUCGACAUCUGUCCUGUGGUUCACGUCUUGUUGAAGAGUAGUUUAAACGCACAGUGAAAUAAUGACAAUCAUGAUAUUUAUUUAGGGGGAUGAUGUUGACAUAUUUCUGUGAACCUAUGAUUGUGUCUAAAAGGCACCUGAUAAUAGUGCACUAUAUUUAUUUAUAUUCAUUAUUCAUUGUUAAUAGUAAGAAUAUAGACGUGUUUGAAUGUUGAAGAUUUAAAAUGUUUAAAAAAAAUGUCUUAAUUUGUCUAUUGACCAAUUUAGGGGUUUUGAUGGACAUUUUAAAUGUGAUAUAAUGUGAUAUAAUUUGAUUAAUUUUGACAAUCAAUCGAAUCCAUUUAUUAGCAAUCCAGAUAUAUCUCAGAAUAUAUAUAUAUAUAUAUAGUUUUAUACAUUUGUUUGAAUAAAGUGUAAUUUGCCAAAUAUGA